CUCAAAAAACAAAACAAAACAAAAAAAACCUGAGGAAGACAUGAUUUCAUGGGAGGUGGGAUCUGAGGGAAGUGAAGAGGAUAAACAUCCCUCUUCAGAUCCUGGAGAGGAGGGCAGGGCGGCAGAUGCCCCCAGAGAGGGGAAAGGAAUUUAGUGCCCUGGCUCAGUAGACCCUGUGUCUGCAGCCAGGAGAGGGUCCCGCGGUGCCCCCCGGCCAGCUCUGGAGGGUCCAGGAGAGGGUCCUGCGGUGCCCCCUGGCCAGCUCUGGAGGGUCCAGGAGAGGGUCCCGCGGUGCCCCCCAGCCAGCUCUGGAGGGUCUAGGUGCCUGGUGAGCUGGACUUGCCAGUGCCCAGUGCCUGCUCUGCCUCCCCACCUUCCUCUGUUUCUGCCUUGUGCCUUGGGGAAGCUCAGGCAGUCAGCUGCUUGCCUUGGUUUGGGGAGAAUUCGCUGUCUGAGGUUCUGCCUCAUGAAUUUGCUGCAGCAUGUGACCACAUUCAGGGGCUGGACAGAAAGGGCAGUGGUAUUGGCAGGACUGGGCCCGGCCAGGAAGGCACAGGAGGUGGCCGGGGGAGGGGAGCACGCCCUUCCCCUCCCUUCAGCACUGAAGCAGAAAGGUGACCACAAGGACCUUCUCCCGGGCGGCGUGUGCUUGGAGGUGCCGGUGGUUGUGGGUAGGAAACAGCCCAGCCUGGCCAGGUCUACCUGUGCAGUCUGGUUCCGGGAUCCUGGCCUGUGCAGGUUGCACAGAACUCUGGGUGUGUACUCCAGCCACCUGAGGACAAGUCUCCCUCUGGAAGGGACCCGAGGGCCAGAAUGCCAGCCCCCACCCACCUCCCAGCUCCCCAGCCUCCUGCAUGCCAGGGAGGACUCGGGAGGCCGUGGAUGUGGAAAGUCAGGGCCAGGGAUGCCACAGUUGCCCCUUGUUUCUGCCUGCCAGCAAUGCCAUGGCCUGCCCUGGGCCAAAAGGCACAUACAUCUGGCAUCUUAGAGAAGCUCCCUGGCCCGCACUGUCCCAGGGCCUUGGCCCUCCGGGGACUCCUGUCCGGUGGCCAUGCUCUACGGCCAGAAUGCCAGGGGAGGGGCCGCCUGCAGCUGCUGUUUUCCCCUCUGGGAAGGUCACACAGUCCGGCCUGUUUAUGCUGCAGCCAGGGGGCUGAAAGAGAGAGAGUCACGGGCUUCCCUGUGUGAGUGAGGCCGCGUGGAGGCAGUGAGUGAGCAGCCCGGGCCGGCAGGACAGGUUGACCCGCACGGAGGCGGAGGCAAGGGGGCUGUGGGAAGCACCCGAGGGCUGGGAGAGGGGCUUGCACUCCCACCUGUGAGUGUGGUGGUGAGUCAGGAAACACAGCGCCGGCUUCCUGCCUGGCAGCAGAGCUGGUCCUUCCCCUCCUGGGGUCCUUCCCCUCCGCCGGCCCUCGAGGCCCGCACUGGGGUGCUCUGUUCAGCACUCAGCCCGCACUCUGGCACCGCGGCUUCCGAACAGCCAUUAUGCGCAGCUGAGACCGGUGGAGGCAGGGAAGGGGGGGACAGAGUGAGUGAGUCGGGGAAUGUGGGGAGUGACCCAGAUGUCAGGAUGACCCACGGGAGUCCACAGGCAAAUGCAAGCCCAUCCGGUUCUGUGGCGCCGGAGUGUGGGGAGGUCAGCCGAAGGCAGCAGCAGGAGCUGCCCAACAUGUUCGGCGACCUUCGGUCCACGUUUAUUGCCUUGAUGAUUGGCUCCUACGCCUCCUCCGCAGUCACCUUUCCAGGAAUCAAGCUCAUCUAUGAUGCCGGUGUCUCCUUCAUCAUCAUCCUCGUGGUCUGGGCCGGCUGUUCCGGGCUGGUUUUCCUCAACUGCUUCUUUAACUGGCCCCUGGAGCCCUUCCCGGGGCCGGAGGACAUGGACUACUCGGUGAAGAUCAAGUUCAGCUGGCUGGGCUUUGACCACAAGAUCACAGGGAAGCAGUUCUACAAGCAGGUGACCACGGUGGGCCGGCGCCUGAGCGUGGGCAGCUCCAUGAGGAGUGCCAAGGAGCAGGUGGCGCUGCAGGAGGGCCACAAGCUGUGCCUGUCCACCGUCGACCUGGAGGUGAAGUGCCAGCCGGAUGCCGCAGCGGCCCCCUCCUUCAUGCACAGCGUGUUCAGCCCCAUCCUGCUGCUCAGCCUCGUCACCAUGUGCGUCACGCAGCUGCGGCUCAUCUUCUACAUGGGUGCCAUGAACAACAUCCUCAAGUUCCUGGUUAGCGGCGACCAGAAGACAGUUGGCCUCUACACCUCCAUCUUUGGCGUGCUCCAGCUGCUGUGCCUGCUGACGGCCCCCGUCAUCGGCUACAUCAUGGACUGGAGGCUGAAGGAGUGUGAAGACGCCUCCGAGGAGCCCGAGGAGAAAGACGCCAACCAAGGUGAGAAGAAAAAGAAGAAGCGGGACCGGCAGAUCCAGAAGAUCACCAAUGCCAUGCGGGCCUUCGCCUUCACCAACCUGCUGCUCGUGGGCUUUGGGGUGACCUGCCUCAUUCCCAACCUGCCUCUCCAGAUCCUCUCCUUCAUCCUGCACACAAUCGUGCGAGGAUUCAUCCACUCCGCUGUCGGGGGCCUGUACGCCGCCGUGUACCCCUCCACCCAGUUCGGCAGCCUCACAGGACUGCAGUCGCUGAUUAGUGCGCUCUUCGCCCUCCUGCAGCAGCCGCUGUUUCUGGCCAUGAUGGGUCCCCUCCAGGGAGACCCUCUGUGGGUGAACGUGGGGCUGCUCCUUCUCAGCCUGCUGGGCUUCUGCCUCCCGCUCUACCUGAUCUGCUACCGGCGCCAGCUGGAGCGGCAGCUGCAGCAGAGGCAGGAGGACGACAAACUCUUUCUGAAAAUCAACGGCUCGUCCAACCAGGAGGCCUUCGUGUAGCGGCUGCCACUUCGGAACUGCGGUCUCCUGCCUGUGCUUCAGUGACUGACCCCUGUCCUGCCCCUCCAGAGUACCCCACGCACCCCCAGGACCCUCGCCAUCUCCCUGCCAGAGUUCACGCUCCCUCCCGGGGCCCUGCCUCGGAGCUCUGUGGUGCAAGGACGGGAGAGGGCCCGGGACAUGCGAGUUUUCUCCUGCCGAACGCAGGGGCUGCCCUGACUUUGCUCUGCCGCGCCCCCCAAAGGACCCGGGGCCCGGGGUCUCCGCGGCGCCUGCAGGAGGAGCAAGGAACACCCGGCAGGCAGGCGCUCUCCCGCCAGUGUCUGGAUUCUGCCUCUUGCCAAAGCAGAGGGGGCUGCCGUCCCCUGCCUGCCACCUGCUCCUCGGCUGCAUGCCCACGGCCGUACCUGCCUGAGGACAAAGGCUUGCACUGUCUCGCCCGUGCCUGGCCCCCACCCCCUCCCCGGCCAGUCUGAGGCUGCCUGAGGAAGGAAGGACCCGCUUCCUGUUGUUGGUGCUAAUUCCUUUGUAAUUCCAGCGCCCUGUCGCCUGUCCAGGGCCUGUCCACCCCUUGGAGGCCAGUGGAGAAGCCCCACCUGGCUUACGCCUUGGGGAGGGUUUAGCGGGCUUGGUGGACAGGGGUCUCCCGUGGCCCCUCGCCUCCUCCCCCAGGGCCUAUGCCAGGGACACGUUUCCACUGUCACCCUCGCUCCUGUCGCCACCUGAAGGGAAUUUGAGGGCCGCUGCCAGGGCACCCCCUGCUUACACACAGCUGCUUUUGUGGGGGUGGACGAAAGGCUGUGGCCGGCGGACACGGAGGUCCAGGCCGGGGUGCGGACGUGGGUGGGUCCGAGGGGUGUGUGGGGUCAGGCGGGCUCUAGGAGUUAGCCCUUAUCCCCACCGAGCAGGCGGGAACCGCCAGGCCUGCAGCUGCGCCAGCGCCCAGGAGCCAUCCUGGCGUGGGGCCGGGAGCUUGUCCAAGGCCACAGGCCCACAGCACCCCCUGCUGGCGGGCUCCGCGGGGCCCUGGAGCUGAUGAGGGGGGAGGCGUCCGCCUGGCCCACCAACCCACCCACCUUGACUGCCCCCAGAAGUGUGUCUUGAGACCUCCUGGGCGUGCUUAGAGGGGUGAGUUGAUGUUUGCAUUUUUAGUUAUUUUCUCUUCAGUUUUAUUAGACUUCUUUUUUAUAAAGCAAUAAAUCCAUUUUCCUCCUGGUAAGGGAUGCCCCUUCUGGCA
Messenger RNA from Nomascus leucogenys (northern white-cheeked gibbon), 4106 nucleotides. NCBI's taxonomy places the organism in Eukaryota, Metazoa, Chordata, Mammalia, Primates, Hylobatidae. The record is from RefSeq and is a predicted model, not a curated record.